Molecule: messenger RNA, 1260 nt
Organism: Hydatigera taeniaeformis
Lineage: Eukaryota; Metazoa; Platyhelminthes; Cestoda; Cyclophyllidea; Taeniidae
Source: the annotation of a GenBank genome assembly
AUGGUGGAGCCAAAGGAUUUCGAAAUAACGAAAUUCAUUGGAAAUGGAUGCUACUCGACCAUUUAUGACGCAGUUUCCACGAAUGAGAGGGAUAGAGGUGCAAAGUAUGCGCUAAAACGAAUUUUUAUAUUAAAUGCUUCGGCACUUAUUCGCGCAAUUCAGGAACAGCGAACACUUAUACACAUUUCAAUGGAGCCUGAUCGGUCACCUUUUUUAACUACUCUCUACUACAGCUUCCGAGUUCACAGAUCCCCGGUCCUGGUAAUGACUAAAGGAAGUGGUGUAGACCUCUGUGAUCUCCUAUUCGAAUAUGGCUGCCUAGAAAUUUCUGAGGCUCAAUUUUACAUUUGUGAAGUAAUCUGUGGUUUGGAGUAUCUCCACAGUAAGGAAAUCAUCCACUUGGAUAUCAAACCGGAAAACAUAUUACUUGCUGAUACGGGCCACAUACUGAUCACAGAUUUUGACUCUUCUUACGAUCGCUACCGUAGGCUAAGGGUUCCUCUAUUUAAGGACGAUCCAGGCACUCCUCUUUAUAUGGCACCUGAAGUUGCAAAAAAGGUGGCCAUUUCAUCCAAAGCAGAUGUCUGGAGCAUGGCCGUCCUCAUGGCUGCAAUGAUAUCCGGUCCGAUUCGAGAAUUAGCUCCCAUUUAUACGGAUGAUUAUAAACUUGCAGAGAAAGGCGAAUGGUGCAUAAAAGUGUUUGAUUCUCUGGAGCCAUCUCUGCAGUUCUUUUUCUGUUGCUGCCUUCAAGUCAACUUCGAGGUGCGUCCAUCAAUUGAAGAGGUGAAGGAUUUAAGUUUCUUCAGCGACAUCAAAUGGGAUGAAGUGGCUGCCCGCAAGAUGCAACCGCCUUACCAGCCUUCUGAUUUGGAAAUUUCCAAGGAUAAGGUCAAGUUUAAGUUUAAUCCCCGAGAUCCCCUAAUCCUUCAGUCAGCUUUUGGAGAGGGAAUGCCAGUGAUUUGGAGAACUCCACAGUAUAUUCUUCGAAAAGAUAGAAAACGCAGUCUUGUCACUUUAUUUUCGAACUAUGAAAGACUCGACGAAACAGGAGUGCCGCUUAGAAAAAUUGAAAAAUGCUUUACAAACUUUGACUUCAUACAUGCUGAUUUUGUAGAUGCUGAAAUUAAGAGCUGGCUAAACAUCUCACCUCCUGCCGCUCAAUCGGCCGAUGCGUCCGGAACAGCCAAAAGAGAAUUGGAGGAAGCAGAAACUUCUUCAAGACCGGAUAACAAACGGCCUCGAGUUCCCACCGAUCCUUAA